GACAUAGCCAGCUCUUUCUGUGAUAGUUGAUUGCAAGUGGAGCUUCUUUGAGAAAGCAACAUAUACUUGUUAGGAAAACUGAGAAAGGAACAUAUGCAUGCCUCCAGUUUUCUUAAUUCAAGGGUGCCUUCAAGCAUUCUGAAGAUAAUGUUUUUAGAAAAGUGCUUUUGGAACUUUGAUGCAUUGUUCCAUCCACAACAACACCCUGCACGUGAUUCACAUGAUACAUUCCUUCUGGAAGUUCCAUCCACUACAUGGGAACUGCCUGAAGAUUAUGUUGAGUUGGUGAAGCAUGUUCAUGAGUCUGGUGGUUAUGGCUCCAGGGGAUAUAUGUAUGACUGGAAAAGAGAGGAAGCAAACAAAAAUCUGCUGCGAACUCAUACAACUGCUGUCUCUACUAGAAUGCUUUAUGCUCUAGCAAAGGAAUGUCAAAGAUGCGUUUCAAGCCUGCUUGCAACCCAUAUACUGAACCUAGCAUGGAGAUAUUCAGUUAUUAUAAAGGCUUGAAGAAAUGGAUGGAAAUUGGGAAUUCUGGUAUGUUCAGACCUGAAAUGUUGCUUCCAGGGAACUUAACAAGCAUGUUACUAAUGGCAUCAUCUGGAACGCCUAGGUCCCGGAAAAAUUGUACCUGAAAAGAUGAAACCCAAAUCAGUGUCAACAUCUCACAUUAUACAGCAUGACAUCAUAACCAUUCAAUAUAAGAGAUUUCUAGUUCAUAAUAUAUAAGCUGAAGCAUUAUCUUCAUGACAUAUAUCCUAUCAUCCAAAUGUACAUAUUAGAGAUGGAGAGGAAAAACAAAAUAAGAAAAAUUUGAAGUAUAGGAUCAUAAAUGGAAAAUAUAAAUGAAACAUGAAAUACAUUGUUAGCUAAAUAAGAUCACAUUUAGGAAGAAAACUGAAGCACGUAACCAAUUCAAGACAACAAUGACUAACUUGGGUGCAAUUGUUGUGUCCAAAUUAAAACAGAAAAUCAUUGGCUUAAUGGUAAGCAUUCUCCUCAUUCCAUCUUGGGAAAGUCCAAGGUAAUAUAGUUUCUUAACCAGAGGCUUCCAUCUUUCUUCAUUGCUACAACCCAUCAACUGUAGCCCGAAUGCUAGUGAUUUCCCGACAUAUACUGUACUGGCCAAACUCUUUCGGACAAUUAACCCGUAUGAACAUCGGGAGCAUAUAACUUAAUGAUUAAAUAGCCUGGAUAUAAUUACUUUAACGGAACUUGCUACAAAGCAAGACUCCU
Durio zibethinus is the source of this 1233-nucleotide messenger RNA. The record is from RefSeq and is a predicted model, not a curated record. Lineage: Eukaryota; Viridiplantae; Streptophyta; Magnoliopsida; Malvales; Malvaceae.